Sorghum bicolor (sorghum) is the source of this 762-nucleotide messenger RNA. RefSeq lists its product as uncharacterized. The record is from RefSeq and is a predicted model, not a curated record. The transcript has 2 exons. Lineage: Eukaryota; Viridiplantae; Streptophyta; Magnoliopsida; Poales; Poaceae. The coding region runs from base 1 to 762 and encodes 253 amino acids.
AUGACUCAAAUUGCUGCUUCUGUUAAUUCUUGUUAUUCCUCAAAUGCGGUGACCAUGAGAGGGGGUAAGACCACUCGUGAUCCACCAUAUCCUAACAUGACAAGGAAACUAGCAAGGAAGGACAACCAGGAUGAAGAAGACAAGGUAGAAGAAGAAGAGCUUCCAUCAACAGAAGAAAGUACCAAGUUCAAUGGGAAAGUGGCACCACAUGAGUUUUACGAUACAAACCUACUGAUGCCAUUCCCCAGGACGAGGAUUCAAAAGACCGAUGAACAAUUCAGCAAAUUUGUUGAGGUAAUUCGACAAUUAUAUGUCAAUAUCCCGUUACUUGAUGCAAUGCAGGUUCUAACCUACGCCAAGUACCUGAUAGACAUCCUCAACAACAAGAAGCCACUACCUAAAACCGAGCUAGCGGAUCAGUCGAUUCGCCAUCCAACGGGAGUAGCUGAGAACAUCCCUGUCAAGAUACGUGAUUUCAUCGUUCCUGUGGAUUUCGUAGUUCUUGACAUGGAAGUUGACAAAAAGGUUCCCCUCAUCCUUGGGAGACCAUUCCUCAGCACUGCCAAGGCACAUAUUGAUGUUGGAGCCGGAGAAAUUCAAUUUACCAUCAAUGGGGCUCAGGAGAAAUUCAACUUCAAGCCAAAAGCUGAGCAGUGCUCAAUGAUCUUGGCUACAGAGCUGGCUACAAUUAUUUCCCUGACGCACACCAAAAAGAAGGCUAAAUCAAAACCACGAGCAAAAGCCAAGCAGAUAUGGAAGUGA